CUGUUCCCGGGGACGGACCACAUCGACCAGUGGAACAAAAUCAUAGAGCAACUGGGCACUCCGUCGGCCGCGUUCAUGUCCCGCCUGCAGCCGACCGUCCGCAACUACGUCGAGAACAGACCUCGCUACACCGGAUACAGCUUCGAGAGGCUGUUUCCGGAUAUCCUGUUCCCCUCGGACUCCAACGAGCACAACCGACUGAAGGCCUCGCAGGCCCGGGACCUGCUGUCCCGCAUGCUGGUCAUUGACCCCGAGAGACGCAUCUCUGUGGACGAGGCGCUCCUGCAUCCCUACAUCAACGUGUGGUACGACGAGGGGGAGGUCAACGCGCCGGCCCCCGCGUCGUACGACCACUCGGUGGACGAGCGCGAGCACACGGUGGAGCAGUGGAAGCAGCUCAUCUACCAGGAGGUGGUGGAGUACGCCGCGCCCCCGCCGCCCGCGCACCUGCAGCCCCCGCCCGACCACGCGCAGCCCGCGCUCACCACAUAG
This is a messenger RNA of Danaus chrysippus (African queen), 492 nucleotides long. The record is from the annotation of a GenBank genome assembly. NCBI's taxonomy places the organism in Eukaryota, Metazoa, Arthropoda, Insecta, Lepidoptera, Nymphalidae.